This is a messenger RNA of Puma concolor (puma), 1311 nucleotides long. The record is from RefSeq and is a predicted model, not a curated record. Lineage: Eukaryota; Metazoa; Chordata; Mammalia; Carnivora; Felidae.
AUGGCGGGCCGAGUGAUCGCUACCUUCGCGUGCUCAGGAGAGAAGGAAGUAAACUUGGCUGUCCAGGAUGCAAAGGCUGCCUUUAAAAUAUGGAGUCAGAAAUCUGGCAUGGAGCGUUGUCGAGUUCUUUUGGAGGCUGCCAGGAUAAUAAGGGAACGGAGGGAUGAAAUCGCCACCGUGGAGACCAUCAACAAUGGAAAGUCCAUCUUUGAGGCCCGCUGGGACAUCGACACCUCCUGGCAGUGCCUGGAGUACUACGCGGGCUUGGUUGGAUCCAUGGCUGGUAAGCCCCAGCUGGGCCUUUCGGGAGCCACUGACCGGGAGGCACUCGGGGGGUGCCUGGGAAGAGGCACUUGGGAUAUUAAAAAACCUUUUGUUCUUGUGUCUUGGGUUUGUGCAGGUAACGCCAUGAUCUUCAAACCCUCUCCCUUCACGCCGGUGUCUGUGCUGCUGCUGGCUGAAAUCUACACGGAGGCCGGCGUGCCCCCUGGGCUCUUCAACGUGGUGCAAGGAGGGGCUGCCACGGGCCAGUUUCUGUGUCUGCAUCAUGAUGUGGCCAAAGUCUCCUUCACUGGGAGUGUGCCCACUGGCUCGAAGAUCAUGGAGAUGGCAGCUAAAGGAAUCAAACCCAUUACCUUGGAGCUGGGAGGCAAAUCUCCCCUGAUCAUCUUCUCCGAUUGUGACCUGGAGAACGCCGUGAAGGGAGCGCUGAUGGCCAACUUCCUCACGCAAGGCGAGGUUUGUUGUAAUGGCACAAGAGUAUUUGUGCAAAAGGAAAUUCUCGAGAAAUUUACAAAGGAAGUGGUGAAACGGACGCAGGGGAUAAAAAUUGGAGAUCCCCUUCUGGAAGGUACAAGGAUGGGCCCCCUCAUCAACCGCCCACACCUGGAGCGAGUCCUUGGGUUUAUUGAGCUGGCAAAAGAGCAGACCACUGACAUUGGCUGUAUCACCCUGUUUGCAGCCGAUUGCAGAGACGAGAUGACCUGUGUGAGAGAAGAGAUCUUUGGACCAGUUAUGUCCAUUUUAUCAUUUGACACCGAAGCUGAGGUUCUGGAGAGAGCCAACAAUACCACUUUUGGCCUGGCGGCUGGUGUCUUUACCAGGGACAUCCAGCGUGCCCACAGGGUGGUGGCCGGGCUGCAGGCAGGGAUGUGCUUCAUUAACAACUACAACGUCAGCCCGGUGGAGCUGCCCUUCGGUGGAUACAAGAAGUCAGGGUUCGGCAGGGAGAAUGGCCGCGUGACAAUUGAGUACUAUUCACAGCUGAAGACUGUGUAUGUGGAAAUGGGUGACGUGGAAUCUGCCUUUUGA